Molecule: messenger RNA, 1262 nt
Organism: Molossus molossus (Pallas's mastiff bat)
Lineage: Eukaryota; Metazoa; Chordata; Mammalia; Chiroptera; Molossidae
Gene: LBX1
Product: ladybird homeobox 1
Exons: 2
Coding region: 126-971 (281 amino acids)
Biological process (GO): regulation of DNA-templated transcription
Molecular function (GO): DNA-binding transcription factor activity, RNA polymerase II-specific; DNA binding
Source: RefSeq, a predicted model, not a curated record
UGACAGGCGCGGCCUCCUUUCCUCCCGCCGCUGCCGCUCUCCCGCGCCGCCCGGUGCCCGAGCUGCCCGCGGGCUGGGUCCCCGCGGCCCAAGCCGCCCCGGCCGGGCCCCCAAACGAGGCCGAGAUGACUUCCAAGGAGGACAGCAAGGCGGCGCCGGGGGAGGAGCGGCGGCGCAGCCCGCUGGACCACCUGCCGCCACCCGCCAACUCCAACAAGCCGCUUACGCCGUUCAGCAUCGAGGACAUCCUCAAUAAGCCGUCUGUGCGGAGAAGUUACUCGCUGUGCGGGGCGGCGCACCUGCUGGCGGCCGCUGAUAAGCACGCGCCGGGCGGCUUGCCCCUGGCGGGCCGCGCGCUGCUCUCGCAAACCUCGCCGCUGUGCGCACUGGAGGAGCUCGCCAGCAAGACCUUUAAGGGGCUGGAGGUCAGCGUCCUGCAGGCAGCCGAAGGCCGAGACGGGAUGACCAUCUUUGGGCAACGGCAGACCCCCAAGAAGCGGCGAAAGUCGCGCACGGCCUUCACCAACCACCAGAUCUACGAGUUGGAGAAGCGCUUCCUCUAUCAGAAGUACCUGUCCCCUGCCGAUCGCGACCAAAUCGCGCAGCAGCUGGGCCUCACCAACGCUCAGGUCAUCACCUGGUUUCAGAAUCGGCGCGCCAAGCUCAAGCGGGACCUGGAGGAGAUGAAGGCCGACGUGGAGUCCGCCAAGAAACUGGGCCCCAGCGGGCAGAUGGACAUCGUGGCGCUGGCCGAACUGGAGCAGAACUCGGAGGCUGCAGGCGGUGGUGGCGGCGGCUGUGGCAGGGCCAAGUCGAGGCCUGGCUCUCCGACACUCCCUCCAGGCGUUCCGCAGGCCCCAGGCGCCGGGCCCCUGCAGCUCUCGCCCGCUUCCCCGCUCACGGACCAGCCAGCCAGCAGCCAGGACUGCUCGGAGGACGAGGAAGACGAGGAGAUCGACGUGGACGAUUGAGUGGAGCCCAGAAUCUUCCGCCGCCCCGGGCCCCUGGAGCCCGUAGGCCUGCAGCCUACCGGACCGGACCGCUGAGGGGAGCUGGGACCUCCUCUGCAACUCCCGCGUUCUCCCCUCUCCCAGGCCCGGACUCGGCUUCCAGCAGCCGCCUCUUCCCUCUCGAAGCAAUAAACCCGGCUGGCCGGCGGGGCCGGCCACUGCGCACGGCCUCCGCCGCCUCCGGAGCCCUCGCCGUGCAAUUCUGUAUGGCUUCUGUAUAAAUAUUUAAACCUAUAUAGCGGGUUCUUCCCA